Hibiscus syriacus is the source of this 585-nucleotide messenger RNA. Its product is annotated as WD-40 repeat-containing protein MSI4-like. The record is from RefSeq and is a predicted model, not a curated record. Gene Ontology annotation, molecular function: histone binding. The coding region runs from base 1 to 570 and encodes 189 amino acids. Gene Ontology annotation, biological process: regulation of gene expression. Gene Ontology annotation, cellular component: nucleus. The transcript has 7 exons. NCBI's taxonomy places the organism in Eukaryota, Viridiplantae, Streptophyta, Magnoliopsida, Malvales, Malvaceae.
AUGGUUGUCUUGACGGAUGGUAGUGUUCAGAAUACUCUUGUGAUUGCGAAUUGUGAAGUUGUCAAACCUCGGGUUGCUUCUGCUGAGCACAUAUCUCGGUUUGUGUCUAAUGAAGAAGCACGCCCACCAAUUGUGAAGAAGUACAAGACCCUCAUACAUCCCGGAGAGGUGAACAGAAUCAGAGAACUUCUACAGAACUCUAAGAUUGUUGCUACACACACUGAUACUCCAGAUGUUCUUAUUUGGGAUGUUGAAGCUCAACCCCACCGUCAUGAUGUCCUUGGAGCCACACAUUCUCGCCCGGAUUUGAUUUUGACUGGACAUCAAGAUAAUGCUGAGUUUGCCCUUGCAGUGUGUCCCACUGAACCCUAUGUUAUCUCUGGAGGGAAGGACAAAUUAGUGGUUUUGUGGAGCAUCCAGGAUCACAUAUCUGGUGGAUCGAUCAUCAAACAGAACAAGCCUGGGGAAGGUAAUGAUAAAGCAGCUGAUGGGCCUUCUGUAGGUCCUCGUGGUAUCUUCUGUGGGCACGAUGAUACAGUUGAAGAUGUUGCAUUCUCUCCAUCCAGGUAGCUGUUUUCUCUUUAA